AUGGGGAGGACGAGGCGCCGUUGCCGGGGAGGACGAGGCGCCGUCGCCGGUGGUGAGAAAGGCAGAGCGGCGCGGGGGAAGACGAGAGGAUGCGAGGCGCCGAUGCCGGGGAGGACGAGGCGCCGUUGCUGGGGAGGACGAGGCGCCGUCGCCGGUGGUGAGAAAGGCAGAGCGGCGCGGGGGGAGACGAGAGGAUGCGAGGCGCCGUCGCCGGUGGUGAGAAAGGCAGAGCGGCGCGGGGGGAGACGAGAGGAUGGAAAGGAAUUUGGAUUUUGGAUGGAAAGGCAGAGGGGCGCGGGGGAGACGAGAGGAGAGUAG
Messenger RNA from Linum trigynum, 318 nucleotides. Lineage: Eukaryota; Viridiplantae; Streptophyta; Magnoliopsida; Malpighiales; Linaceae. The record is from the annotation of a GenBank genome assembly.